AUGAAUUACCCAAACUACCAGCCAUACCAGCAACCAAAUAAUCCCGGAUACCAGGGCACUGCUGGAUAUCAACAGGCAGUAUCACCUGCACCACAGAUGCAGCCCCCAAGUUAUCCACCUCCGAACUAUCAACAGGCAGUGUCACAAGCACCACAGAUGCAACCUCCAAGCUAUCAACAGGCAGUGUCACCUGCACCACAGAUGCAACCUCCGAGCUAUCCACCUCCUCCAGUCCAAAGUGCACAGGAUACAUCAAUGCCACCACAGCAGAUGCAACCUCCGAGCUAUCCGCCACCCCCUGCAGCAUCCCCAGCGCCACAAUAUCAGCAACCUUUACAAGUGCAGGCGCCUUUAUUCCAGGGCCUUGAUCCAACACUAGCAAAAGAAUCUGUGGUAAAUCCAUAUUUGGCACAAAAGCAUUUUGCUUUUUGCAGUAUUUUUGCAGCAAUUACUGUGAUCUGCGCAUGUUUAGCUACCAUUUUGUUUUUCUUCACAUUUUUGUGUGCUUUACAAAAUCUAACCUAUGACUUAUUAUCAUUCAAUGCUUUUGAAGGUUUACCUACAGAAGCCAAUGAACUUCUUGUAGAGCUCUUUCAAGUAAAAUGGCGUGAUGAAUCUUCAAUAUUUGGAGAUUUCAAAUCUGAAAAUAUUAAGGACGGUUUUAUAGUACAGGGAUUUCUGCUUCUAAUUGCAGGCAUUUCAUACUUGAUUGGCUUAGUUAUUGGAUGGUUCAUUAAAUAA
Messenger RNA from Vittaforma corneae ATCC 50505, 741 nucleotides. RefSeq lists its product as uncharacterized. NCBI's taxonomy places the organism in Eukaryota, Fungi, Microsporidia, Nosematidae. The transcript has a single exon. The record is from RefSeq and is a predicted model, not a curated record. Bases 1 to 741 code for a protein of 246 amino acids.